This is a messenger RNA of Solanum pennellii, 7263 nucleotides long. RefSeq names its product lysine-specific histone demethylase 1 homolog 3. The record is from RefSeq and is a predicted model, not a curated record. The transcript has 9 exons. Gene Ontology annotation, molecular function: protein binding; oxidoreductase activity. The coding region runs from base 529 to 6696 and encodes 2055 amino acids. NCBI's taxonomy places the organism in Eukaryota, Viridiplantae, Streptophyta, Magnoliopsida, Solanales, Solanaceae.
AUACAUUUUAUAUAUCAUACAUCAAAUCUUUCAUUGAGACAGUAGGAAUAGUGUUUUCCUUCAGCCGGUGAUGCUAACGCGCGCAGCCCCUCUUGUUCUCCACUCUCUCUCUUAGAAGAUUUCACUCACGCGACCUAAGGAACAACAGCUUCAACAUUCAGGUGUGGGAAGUGUUGAGUUUAGCGUAAUUUGAUGUUUUUUUAGUUACUGGAAACUGAAAUAGUAUUGUGGAAUUGUUUGCAUUGGUUCAAAGGGAGAAGAUUUGUGUUUUAGGAUAUGAAUGUUAUUGUUGUGUAUAUGAAAUUGGGAUUUGUUUGGAUGAUUUAGUAAUCUGUUGUAUGUUGUAUGUGAGAAGGAUUUUUUGCCAGGUUUAUAUGUGGAGGGAGGAAGUGUAAGUUUAUUGAUAUCUUAAGGAUUUGUGAAAUUUGGAUUUGUUUUGCUGAUUUAGUGUUUGGAAGGGUUGUAUGUUAUAUGUGGAGGGAGGAGGUGUAAGUAUAAAUUGAUAACCCUAAUAAGGGUUUGCUAGAUAUGGGGGAGGAAGAAAAUGUUGAGUUAAGGUUAGAGAGAGGAACUAACAAGCGGAUUGAGAUGAAGUUUGAUUCAGGAGAUGAUGAGCCUAUUGGGUCUUUGUUGAAGUUAAAAAGCAAAAAACAAUCGAAGAAAGCGAAGGUGGAUUUAGGUGGUAGUAAGGAUGUGGUUCAGAAAACGGCGGUUAAGGAUGAACAUUUGGUUGGCAUGGAUGAUACAUUAGCUAGUUUUAGGAAGAAAUUGAGGGGUCCGAAGAAGGAUAGUGGAUCUGUGUCAACAAUUGGGAAAAGCUCAAGUAGCAAUGCCAGUAAGUUAACAGUGGAAUCUCCAGAUGGGUCUGUGAAGGCAGUGGCAAAAAUUGUGGAAAAGGGUCUGUCAGAUGUUGAAUGUCUAUCUGAAGGGAUAAUUGAUAAGGGUUUUGAGAAAGGGAAUAAGAGAAAAGGUAAGAGACCAAAGGUUUCUUCGGAGCUGAAGAAAGUAGAGAUAUCUGAGGAUAUUUCCCUGCAAAAUGAUAAAGAGAGUGGAAAAAGCCCUCCGAAUUGCAUGAAUGGUAUUCUAGAAGAUUCACUAUCAGCUUUUCUGAAGAAAGCACAAUCUGGUCUGUUUAAGAAAUCACACAGCUCUUUGCAGUUGAAAAGAGGGAAGGAAAGUGAAGUUUUAUGUGACGUUUUGAACUCUUGCCCUACUGCAACCGAAAUCUUUCCUUCCAUAUCCAAAAAUAUGUGCCAGAAAUUGGUUGAAGAAAUUCCUGAAUCCAAUGAGAAUGUACAUGUUGCACUUGAUAGAGGUUCAGUCGAUAUGCACUUGUCUGAAAAUAAAGAAUUUGUGCAACUCAUUCAAUUACAAUCUGAUUCAAGGCCAGAGCUUUUUUCAUCUGCAUUGAACAAUGUUGAGUUGUUGAAAUCAAGCAUCGCCAUAGAUGAUGCUUCUUCCAUUGGAGGAUCUCAAUUAGAUUUACCAGCGUGUUUUAAUAAGAUCGCAGGUGUCCUAGAUGGUGAGGUCAAAUGUCAUAGUAAACUUAGUGAGGAGGAAACUGCCACAACAUAUGAACAGUCUGCUUCCAAGGAUGGUUUUAGUGAUAGUUCAAUGGCAACAGGUCGUGAUGUUUCUUCUGCAGGUAUCAUUACUCCUGAGAAUGUUGAGAUGCUUGAGCAUCCCGUGAUAGAAACCAAGUUCAAUGCUGAUAUAGAUGUGAAUGCAAUUUUAAGCAGCCGAGAAACUCAUGUAGAUGAUCAAAUGUGCUCUUCAAAUCGAGUAGAUGAUUCAGGUUCUUGUAGAAGUGUUCAGCUAUUGAACAAACUUGAUCAUACAUCUGAAGGAAGCAUCUGCAAUGUGUUUAGUCGGACUUUGAUUUCCUCCACUUUCCGGUUGGAAGGCUCAACUGCAUCCAAGGAGAAGACAGACAUGGAAGGUUCUGGGUAUGCUCAAGUUCGUUUGACGCCCGAUUUUAUUGCAGUAGAGAAGUGUUCAAGUGACUUUGAUGAUCAGCAGCGAAUUUCUGGUGAUUCUGUUAAUGAGCAAGCUUGUUCUCCAGUUUCUUUGCCAAAGGAGGAUGGUCAAGUGCUUGCAGGUGGGUUGUCUCCGGUGUCUAUAGGAAGGAGUCAGCAAGUUAAUGCCAGCCAGAUGAAGCAAGAGGACCAAAUCAUGGAAAAUGAUGAUGACUUAUAUGAUUCUUCCAAACAAUUGACUAUUGAUAAUGCUGCUACCUCAUUGCGCAAAUGCAGUUUGGUUUUCCAUCAGAGUGAACUGGCUGAUGAGAAUUGUGAAGGUGCACAUCAUCAAAGUCGUGUCUUUGUUUCUGGAGAUGAUGAGGCUGAUGACACAUCUUCUCCGUCAAUUACACCAGAAUGUGAUGAAAGUGUUGCUGAAGAGACUGAGUCUAAGCUGGCAGCUGAAGAAAAAGAGCAGAGAAUCUUUUCAGGUCAACGUGCUUCACGCAAGACCAAAAAGCGCAGGCACGGGGAUAUGGCCUAUGAGGGGGAUGUGGAUUGGGACGUUCUGGUGCAUGGGCAAGAUCUUUUUUUAAGUCAUCAAGAUGGAGAGGGUAGAAAUGCCUUCAAAACAAGAGAGAAGCUUGAGUCGUCGUUGACUGUUAUGGAUACCGAAAAUGGCGGGAUAGCAGCAGUAUCUGUUGGACUUAAAGCUCGUGAAGUUGGCCCAGUAGAAAGAAUCAAGUUUAAGGAGCUCCUGAAGCGCAGAGUUGGACUACUGGAAUUUCUGGAAUGCAGGAAUCAGAUUUUGAGCCUUUGGAAUAAAGACAUCAGUCGCGUCUUGCCACUUUCAGAAUGUGGAGUGUCUGAAACCCCUUUAGCGGAUGAGUCACCCCGGGCUUCUUUAAUACGGCAAAUCUAUUCAUUUCUUGAUCAAUGUGGCUACAUAAAUUUUGGAAUUGCUUCUGAAAAGGAUAAAGCUGAAAAUGGUGUUGAACACAGCUUGAAAAUUUUGAAGGAAGAGAAGACUAUAGAAAAAUCUGGAGCUUCUGUUGCUGAUAGAGAUGAUGGAGUUUCUUUUAUUCUUGGGAGGUCAAAGAGUUCUGAGAUUAUCAUGCCGGAGAAGAAUGAUGUCUUAUCUGAUGAAGGGAAAAAGACAGAAAAAUGUGGAGCUGAUUGCCAGCUCAUUGAUAGGCGGGCCAUAGAGUUAUCUACUUUAGCAGAGCCGCGAGAAUGUCCUAUUGAUGAUUGCCGUGUAAAUGGUUAUCUUGAUAUUCAGUCACCGCGUCAACCAUUUGAUCUAGGUUUAGUUGCUCAAGUGCCUUCAAGUGAAGUUAAGGAUAGUGAAUUACAGAAUAUUGUAGAUCCAGAUCUUUUGCCUCCCAACAAUACAGAGAUUGAUGGUAGAGCAGCCGAUAAACACAUUGUGAUUUCAGAAGAUUCUUGUGGGUUCACACCUGACUCAUUAGGGAGUCAAAGCCUAAACACUUGCUGUGAUGCAAAAGGGAAAAAAGAAAUAAUUGUUGUUGGUGCGGGUCCUGCUGGCCUAACUGCAGCACGGCACCUGAAGCGCCAAGGUUUCCAUGUCACCGUGCUCGAGGCCAGAAGUAGAAUAGGUGGUCGUGUUUUUACGGACCGCUCGUCUCUAUCUGUUCCAGUGGACCUUGGUGCUAGCAUUAUUACUGGUAUUGAGGCAGAUGUGGCGACUGAAAGAAGACCAGAUCCUUCUUCAUUGAUUUGUGCACAGUUGGGUCUUGAAUUGACUGUAUUGAACAGUGAUUGUCCCCUGUACGAUGUAGCUACUGGCCAGAAAGUACCAGUAGAUCUGGAUGAAGCAUUGGAAGCAGAAUUCAAUAGCUUAUUGGAUGACAUGGUACUGUUGGUUGCUCAAAAAGGGGAGCAUGCGAUGCGGAUGUCCCUGGAGGAUGGUUUAGAAUAUGCCCUUAAGAAGCGUCAGAAGGCCCGUUCUACGAGAAAUCAUAUGGGUAAUGAACCACAAAAAUUAUCAGUGACAGCAGUGGAAUCCAUGGCACUUUCUGAUGGCGGAGUUCCUCAAAGCAAUAAUUCUAAGGUAGAGAUCUUGAGCCCCCCUGAGAGGAGGGUAAUGGAUUGGCAUUUUGCUAACUUGGAGUAUGGUUGUGCUGCAUUGCUUAAAGAAGUCUCUCUUCCUUAUUGGAAUCAGGAUGAUACAUAUGGAGGUUUUGGUGGAGCUCAUUGUAUGAUUAAAGGCGGCUACAGCUCCGUUGUUGAAGCACUAGGUGAGGAACUUUGCGUUCACUUGAACCACAUUGUUACUGAUAUUUCAUAUUGCAAAAAAGAUGUUCCUUCAAGUAAUGAUUUGUUUAACAAGGUAAAAGUCUCCACGACAAAUGGACGAGAGUUUUCUGGAGAUGCAGUGCUUAUAACAGUUCCAUUAGGGUGUCUUAAGGCGGAAACCAUUAAAUUUUCACCACCUUUACCCCACUGGAAAGAUUUAUCUAUCCAAAGGCUUGGUUUUGGUGUCCUUAAUAAAGUUGUCUUGGAGUUUCCUGAAGUAUUUUGGGAUGAUUCUAUUGAUUACUUUGGUGCUACUGCUGAAGAUACGGACGAGAGGGGCAGGUGCUUUAUGUUCUGGAAUGUCAAGAAAACUGUUGGGGCACCUGUUCUUAUAGCGUUAGUGGUUGGAAAAGCUGCUAUAGAUGGCCAGGAAAUGAGCUCCGAUGACCAUGUAAAGCAUUCGUUACUGGUUCUGCGAAAGCUUUAUGGUGAGAAAAUGGUACCUGAUCCAGUUGCUUCAGUGGUCACCAACUGGGGAAAAGAUCCUUAUAGCUACGGGGCUUACUCUUAUGUGGCUGUAGGGUCAUCGGGAGAAGAUUAUGACAUAUUGGGCCGGCCUGUGGAGAACUGUUUAUUUUUUGCAGGUGAAGCUACCUGCAAGGAGCACCCUGACACGGUUGGUGGUGCAAUGAUGAGUGGGUUACGUGAAGCUGUGCGCAUAAUUGACAUAUUGACUACAGGCACUGAUUACACAGCAGAAGUAGAGGCAAUGGAGGAUGCAAUGAGGCAUUCAGAUGUUGAAAGGAGUGAAAUAAGGGACAUUAUGAAAAGACUUGAAGCAGUGGAGCUCUCAAGUGUUUUGUGCAAGGAGUCUUUGGAUGGGGUGAAGAUCGUGACCCGGGAGAAUUUGCUAAGGGACAUGUUCUGUAAGGCCAAUACAACAGCAGGAAGAUUGCAUCUCGCAAAAGAAUUGUUGAAACUUCCGGUAGAAGUUUUGAGAUCUUUUGCUGGAACUAAAGAAGGGCUUAGCACACUUAAUUUGUGGAUGCUGGACUCCAUGGGAAAGGAUGGGACCCAACUUUUGCGCCAUUGUGUUCGUCUACUAGUACUUGUUUCAACUGAUUUGCUUGCAGUCCGACUGUCAGGUAUUGGGAAAACGGUUAAAGAAAAAGUCUGUGUGCAUACUAGCCGUGACAUACGUGCUGUAGCAAGUCAGCUUGUCAAUGUAUGGAUAGAACUUUUUCGAAAGGAGAAGGCUGCUAAUGGUGGUCUGAAAUUACUAAGACAAUCCACUGCCACUGAUACUUCGAAGAGCAAACACAUUGCAGCACCUGGCAAACCACCUAUUCGCAGUCAUCCUUCAGCAGUAGACAGUAAACGGAGUUCUAAAGUUUUUUCAUCGGCUGGAAAUCACUUAGCUGUUAGUGUCAACAACAAGAAGCUCAAUGUCAGGCCAGCCACGUUAGGAGCUAUUCCAGUUGUUGAACCAUCAACCUCUCAAGCUUCAGUAGGAAGGCAAAAUGAUACCAGUGAGGAAACACAAAAUUUUCCCAUGUCUGAGGAAGAGAAGGCUGCGUUUGCUGCUGCAGAAGCUGCUCGCCUUGCUGCUCUAGCAGCUGCUGAGGCUUAUGCUUCAUCUGGUGCCAAGUGUAACAUGCCACUGCAGCUUCCUAAGAUACCCUCAUUUCACAAAUUUGCUCGACGGGAACAAUAUGCAAAUAUGGAUGAGUCUGACAUCAGAAGGAAUUGGCCUGGCGGUGUGGUAGGAAGGCAAGAUUGUUUAUCCGAAAUUGAUUCUCGCAAUUGCCGGGUGAGGGAUUGGUCUGUUGAUUUUUCUGCUGCUGGUGUGAACCUUGACAGUUCAAAAAUGUCUGUUGAUAAUCGCUCACAGCGUAGCCUCUCAAAUGACAAUGCAAGUCAGCUUAACUAUAAGGAGCACUCUGCAGAAUGUGCACCUGUAGAUAGUAGUAUAUUCACCAAAGCAUGGGUUGAUAGCUCAAAUAGUGUGGGGAUAAAGGAUUACAAUGCCAUUGAAAUGUGGCAAUGUCAAGCAGCUGCUGCUAAUUCAGAUUUCUAUGAUCCAGUGAUGCAUGUCACUGAUGAAGAGGAUUCAAACGUGAGUUCCAAAAUGGAUAUGAGAAAGCAUGAUGUGUUAGUGUGUGAAAGCUCUGCCUCACAAAUUACUGUAAAUAAAGAGGCAUUAGAUAAUCAACCGAGAGGAGCAAAAAGAAUUAAGCAGGCUGUUGUAGAUUAUGUUGCGUCUUUGCUGAUGCCUCUUUAUAAAGCAAGGAAACUCGACAGGGAUGGGUAUAAAUCCAUAAUGAAGAAAACUGCUACAAAGGUAAUGGAACAUGCCACAGAUGCUAAAAAGGCCAUGCAUGUGUACGAGUUUCUUGAUUUCAAACGUAAAAACAAGAUUAGAGAUUUCGUGGACAAGUUGGUUGAAAGGCAUAUUCAGAUGAAGCCGGGUGCAAAAUCAUAAUGGACAAAGGAUGAGCAGUCACUCUUAUUGAUGCUUUACCGCAGGGUGAUUAGUCUCAUCAACUUUUUCACGAGUGGGUGCAACAAUCAUGGACGAGUGAGGAAUGCAGGCUUCAUUGAACAAUUAUCCUUGCCAAGCUAGUUAUCGUCUUCAGAGACUCUUUUGUUGAAUGUAUCAUGGACUGUUUAUUGUAAGAGACUGAUUAAUUGUCCUGCAAAUUUGAGACUUUUGACAUUUCUGUUGCGGUGUCUGCAAGAAACAAUCUCAAGGUGAUAAAGUCGGUGAAAACAUGUCUGUCAUGUGAAUUUUAUACUACUACUCCUGCUGACUGACGUGAAUUCCUUAAGAGAUAGCAAGAUUAGGUUUAGAAUUGGUAGUCAGAUUUGAAGUUGUAUUAUAUAGAAGAAAAGUAGCCCUUUGUUUCUUUCAGUUCAGGGUUCCCCUUUGAUGAACAAUCACUUCUGACUUUUCUUUAGUUUUGGUAUGUGUACAGCUCAGGAUUGUUAUCAUUGGAACAAAUAUACAGAACAUUUUGAGGGCGUCAUAUGCUUCCUUCAUUUUGAAAUA